Closterium sp. Yama58-4 is the source of this 1197-nucleotide messenger RNA. Lineage: Eukaryota; Viridiplantae; Streptophyta; Zygnematophyceae; Desmidiales; Closteriaceae. The record is from the annotation of a GenBank genome assembly.
AUGCGGUCGCUGGACGACUGCGUGCUGCUGGGCAGCCUCAUGCGCGUGGCCAGGGCGCUGCUGCUCAACCCGCACCUCCACAUGGAGCCAUACCUGCACCAGCUGAUGCCGGCCAUGGUGACGUGUGUGGUGGCGAAGCGACUGGGCGAGCGGCAGCACCACGCCCACUGGCACCUGCGCGCCUUCACUGCCUCGCUGCUUGCCCUCAUCUGCCACAGGUUCGGCCGAGCCUACGCGUCGUUGCAGCCGCGGUUGACGCGCACCUUGCUGCACACUCUGCUGGACCCCAAGCGCUCCCUGCCUCAACACUUUGGUGCCAUCCGCGCUCUCACUGCGCUGGGACCCACCGUGGUGCGAGUGCUGCUGCUGCCGCACCUACCGCUGUACGUGCGGCUGCUGCAGGCGCACAUGGGCGUGCCCGUGCUCUGCUCCUCGCCACCCUCCCCCGCCAAGCAGCAAGAGGCCUGGCAGGUCUGGGGGGCCGUGCAGCAAGCGGCAUGGGUGGCGGUGGCGCCUCACCUGCGCCUCUACCACCCGGCGCUGCUGCCCCGCCUGCUGGCGGCCGAGGGGAUGGAUGGGGCUGCACACGGUGGGGGGGUCGGUGGUGAUGGUGGUACACACGCAAGCGGAGCAGCAGGGGCAGGAGGGGCAGCUGGGAGGAUGAGGCGUGUUGCAGGGGGGUUGAGGUUCGCUGCCAGCCCGCGAGUGGCUGUACCCGCUGUGCGCACUGUGCCCCCUCUGCCGCCGCCACUGCCCUACGCGGCGGCGGGCAGGGAGGCAUCGCUGCUGCUCUUCUUCCCGGCGCUGCAGCGCGGGCAGCAGCGCGCGGGCGGGCUGGCGGGGCUGGAGGGGUUCCACAUGGGGCUGGGCGAGGGGGGCUACGACGAUGACGACAGCAGCGAGUGGGAGGCGGGCGGGGCGGGGCGGCUGUGGGCCGUGGCGGAGCGCGUGGGGCCGGUGGUGGUGAGCAGUGCGAAUGGCAGCGGGCGCGACUACGAGGUGGAGGACGCUCCCACCAAGGCCGCUCUUGCCGCCCUGGCUGGGGUGGGCAGGGGUGCUGAGUCGCAUGGGCAGGGGACGGGGGGGAGAAGUGAAAGUGGGGAGAAUGUGGGCCUGCUAGUUGAGGGGCUGGUAUAUUUGUUGGGGGAUGCUAUGAUUCCUUUUGUGCCCAUUGCACCCUUGUUCAUGCAUCUGUAA